Molecule: messenger RNA, 702 nt
Organism: Menidia menidia (Atlantic silverside)
Lineage: Eukaryota; Metazoa; Chordata; Actinopteri; Atheriniformes; Atherinopsidae
Source: the annotation of a GenBank genome assembly
UUGGGUGUUGUAUGGAAGGCAGAGUUACUCAUUAGAUCGUUUGUCGCCUCCGUUUCAGAACGACAGAAGAAAAAAGUCCCCGACCUGUCGGAGAGCACGUCCGUGUGCCGGUUCUGCUACCAGUGGCUGAAGCCGGACAACCACCGGGUGCGUCUGCGGCCGAAGCGGCGUCCCUCCGCCCGGGAGCAGAGCGUCCUGCUCAGGAGGGCCCGGGGAAAACGCCUGAGCCUGGCGCAGAGAAACCUGCUGCUCCGCUUCCAGAGGGCGUCGUCGGGUCUGCUCAUCAGCCUCAUUGCCCCGGUCCCCUCUUUCAUCAUCCUCAUCUUUUGUGUUAUGGCGACCUGUCAUGCUUGCAGUAGGACCUCCAGACACAACGGGAUGAACCGAGACUUCAUAGCCACCUUCUCCAAGAGCCACAGCACACCGGGGAGCCUCGGCAAGUUCAAGACCCCUCAGUCGGGCAACAGGUCCAACAUGACCACGCCCAAGACCCCGGGCAAAGACAAGACUCCGGCUAACACGCCAAGAUCCUCCAUUUCUUCCAGCGUUUCGGCGUCGAGCUCGACGUCCUCCAAGUCGUCUUCCAAGUCGUCUUCCAAAACGAAAAACUGGGUCGUCCAGCGUCUCAGCAAGAUCCUCACGCGAGAGGACAGCCAGGGAAGCAAGAAGGGGGGCUUGAAAGAUUUCCUCUCCUCCCUUUGA